UUAAAGAAUACAAACUUAAUGUUUGCAUUAAUUCAAAUUAUUCUAAGGUUAUACGAUUGGCAGAUGGAUGAGUACGGAAGCCUAAGGCCAGUGCUGCACUCAGCGAAAGGGAUUGAUCAAAAUCCCGAUCUUCUUAUCAGUGAGCAUAGAACGGGAAACAAGAAGGUCAAAUGGCAACAAAACUGUGCCAAUGAUUCAUUCAUUCUUGAGACAAUACUAAAAAAAUACAAUCGACACAAAGUCCCAGGCGAUUCUGUUGUUGUGCAAGUUGAAGUUUGGGUUCAAGAAAUUACAACAGUUAGCGAUAUCACUUCAGAUUUUCAAUUGGAUAUUUACAUAAGCGAAAUGUGGUUGGACCCAGCAUUGGAUUAUUCGUGGAUGCAACCUUGCAAGUACAAUUUAUCACUGAACAGUGUGCUGCUAGAAAAAUUAUGGACUCCGAAUUCGUGCUUUAUAAACUCAAAAACUGCAGAUAUCCAUCGAAGUCCAUUCCCAAAUAUCUUUCUGAUGAUUUAUGCAAAUGGUUCGGUAUGGACUAAUUACAGGCUUAAACUUCAAGGCCCGUGUUCAAUGGAUUUGACGAGAUUUCCCUUCGACAACGUCACUUGUUCGCUUACUUUCGAAAGUUUUAAUUAUAAUACUGACGAGGUUCAAAUGGUCUGGUCCCCACUUGGUGUUUCUAAAAUGCGUGAAAAGAUGGAACUUGCUGAUUAUGAACUCACUGGCAUUGAAAAUUUCAGGAAAACAGAGCCUUAUCCAGCUGGUUUCUGGCAUGAAUUAACUAUGCAAUUUCAUUUCAAACGUCGUGCUGGAUGGUAUAUUUUGCAGGCUUACCUUCCGACCUAUCUUACUAUAUGCAUAUCGUGGAUCUCAUUUGCACUUGGAUCAAAAGCAAUUCCAGCUCGAACCAUGCUAGGCGUCAAUUCACUUCUUGCUAUGACUUUUCAGUUCGGUAAUAUAAUCAGAAACCUCCCACGUGUUAGUUAUGUUAAGGCCAUAGACGUUUGGAUGUUAAGUUGUAUGACAUUCGUUUUCUGUUCAUUACUAGAGCUUGCGUGGGUUGGCUACUUCAGCAGGGAGGAAUUCGAUGUACCCAAGUCUGUAACAUCUAAAAUAUCACCUAGUAUAACAGCACAUCAAGAUAAUGACAGUAUGAAAAUAGCACCGAUUCCUACAGUGUCCCAUCAUGAUCGGUAUGAAACAAAUUUCAUACUAACCAGAAGGCGACCAGUAAACGAAGAGGAAAAUGCAUUGAUCAGUCUUGCUCGUGAUAACGAUUAUGGUUAUAUUCCGCCUGGUUACGGUCUCAAUGAUCAUCUCAAGGCUACAGUGGCUUCUAUAGCAGGUCCUUGUGGUUGCUUACGGCAAGAAACAGCUGCUGUUACAGAAUCGUACUCACCGAUUCCUUCCUCAAGCGACCUCAUCACUCUCAAUCGACAAAGGGAAAAAGUUACUUUGCAAAUUGAUAAGCUAUCAGCGAUAUUAUUUCCAACUUUAUUUAGUGUAUUUAAUAUUGCCUACUGGUAUCAUUACCUCAAGGACUGA
Molecule: messenger RNA, 1545 nt
Organism: Thelazia callipaeda (thelaziosis nematode)
Lineage: Eukaryota; Metazoa; Nematoda; Chromadorea; Rhabditida; Thelaziidae
Source: the annotation of a GenBank genome assembly